Molecule: messenger RNA, 1572 nt
Organism: Aspergillus viridinutans
Lineage: Eukaryota; Fungi; Ascomycota; Eurotiomycetes; Eurotiales; Aspergillaceae
Product: lanthionine synthetase C family protein
Exons: 4
Coding region: 1-1572 (523 amino acids)
Biological process (GO): peptide modification; carbohydrate metabolic process
Cellular component (GO): plasma membrane
Source: RefSeq, a predicted model, not a curated record
AUGAGUCCGGUAGAAGCUCCGCAGUUCUAUGAAAACACACUGGAGCCGAUUGACAUAAACCAAACGAAUUUACUCAAUGCAUUGAGGGAACUACGUUCUGCUACCCGCCGCGGGGCUGAACUGGUUGAAAACGGCCGUCCUGCAGAACCCGACGGAAAGGGUGGGCUUUUCAUGGGCGUCUCGGGGAUCGCUCUCGCUUUUCUCCGGCUUGAUCAUCAAGUGUUCUCACUAACAGAGGAAGGGGAGACCAGCUCUCCGGAUUAUCGAAAGUUGGCCACCGAGAGAAUCCCACGCCAUGGUCCCAAGAUUCCUCUUGCGCCAGGGAGAUUGUCUCCGCUGAGUUCAGCGCUAGCUGCGACUGUUAUGCGUAUUCAAGCAGCAACCAAACUAGGCCAUGCCGUUUCUGGUACUGAUGUCGACAAUCUGCGCGACGCGGUCACAAUCGCACUUAAACAUGGUCAUAUUGUCCCCCACGCUAAUCAGAACAUGGGAGGAGACGAAGUCCUCUAUGGGCGGGCUGGGUUGCUAUGGUCUAUUCUGAACAUGCGAGUUCUGAAUCUGGAUGAAAAGAGCGCAGAAGCUUUGAAGCCCAUUUUCGAAUCUGUUCCGCAACUGAUUGAAGUCAUCGUUGAGGCUGGACGCCAGGGCCAUAGGGACUAUGUCCAGGCUUACGGAAAUACUGACGCGCUGCCACUGAUGUGGACAUACAAGGAAGGUCGUUAUGGGUUAGGAGCGGUCCAUGGCAUGACUGGUAUCCUUGCUGUACUCCUGGCGUGCAAAACAGAAGAGCUCAAUAACGGCGUCUCACACGACUACUUCCCUUGGAUAGCAGAUACCGUCCUCGGCCUUUGUAGAUUAUGCAUUGCCAACAACGGCCACCUUCCAACUACUAUACCGCUUCAUCGGUCGUCCACUCGACGGGCAUCACCAUUGGUGCAAAUCUGUCAUGGCAGCCCCGCUAUAUUACUUCUCUUAGGCUGUGCCAGGAGGAACCGCUACCUCGCUUCAAAUUUCUGGCAACCCGAGUGGGACGAGGCUAUCUUUCUAGCGAGCGAGAGGGUCUGGGAGGAAGGGCUGCUUUCGAAAGGCGGGAGUCUCUGCCAUGGCAUUACGGGCAAUGCGUGGCCGUUGCUACUUUUGCACGACAGCUGCGAGUAUGACGUGGAAUUGCUGGAGAUCGCGAGGCGGAAUUACGGGGAACGGGCAAAGACAACUACUGUCGAACAACUACAGCCAGCGCUCACAGGAGACUACUUCCUGUCCAGGGCUCUUGCGCUGCUGCUCCAUGCGCGGGAAACACCCCCUUACAAUGCCUCUCCGGAAUCAUCGACAUAUGUCUACCGUAUGCCGGAUCGGCCCUAUUCUCUGAGCGAGGGCCUGGCUGGGACGGUUUGCGCAUGGGCUGAUGCUUGUGUGGCCAUUCAAGCACGACUCCGAAAGAUGGAUCUCGAGAAAGGCAAUGCUGCAUCGGUUGCCGCCGCCCUGAAGGGUGACGCACUCUUUCAGGAGUUGGAGAAUCGGAAGUUGGGGUUCCCAACCGUGGCCUACCACAGACCUGCAGGUUUACUAUAG